Messenger RNA from Malassezia pachydermatis, 1602 nucleotides. Its product is annotated as kinesin-domain-containing protein. The record is from RefSeq and is a predicted model, not a curated record. The coding region runs from base 1 to 1602 and encodes 533 amino acids. Gene Ontology annotation, biological process: microtubule-based movement. The transcript has 3 exons. Gene Ontology annotation, molecular function: microtubule motor activity; ATP binding; microtubule binding. Lineage: Eukaryota; Fungi; Basidiomycota; Malasseziomycetes; Malasseziales; Malasseziaceae.
AUGCCCCCCGCAUCGCGCGUGCAUACGAAAGAGCGCUCAGCGCUCUCGCCGAUGCGUGCGCGUGCCUCUGCAAGACGUGUGCUAACGAAUGCGACCAACAAAGCAGGCCACAUGACCCGACAUGCGGCGCCACCUUACGAGAAACCAUCCACUACAGAUAUACAUAACCUGUUUGUGCUAGAGAAACAGCGCAUGCAAGCCACACAACGUCGUGAGAGUGCUGAGCGCGAGAGCCGUCGCGAGCGGGAGCGUCAUCUGGAUGAAAGAUUGCAUUCGGAGCGUCGUAUCGCGCAAGAAAUGCGGCCUGCGCAAGGUCCUGGCUGGCGUGGCUACCAAGAUUAUGAGGUGGAUUUACUGCAGGCCGAGCAUACGCGUACUGUCCAAACACUCGAAACAGAGCUUGCUAAGCUCCGAGAAGAGAAUGACAAACUCAAGGAAGAAGCGGCUCAGCAAUCCCAUGCGCAGCACCAAUUGGAUGCAACGACAUCCGCGUUGCAGCAACGCGUCGUAACCCUUGAGACGGAACUGGCCACGUUUCAUGCACAAACGUCUGAGCUGCGUGAAGAAGCGGCGAAGACGCGUGAAUAUGCAUCAGAUCUAGAGCACAGGCUUCAAGAAGCUGAAGCACUACGUCGUAAGCUGCACAACGAGGUCCAGGACUUGCGUGGCAAUGUCCGCGUGUACGCCCGCGUUCGGCCUCCACGCCAUGAAGGUGCCGUGAUAGACAUUCGAUACCCUGAUCGCCGCAUGGCUACACAGAUUGAGGUGCAUGCGCCUAUGGAGAGUGCUACCGGUUCAACGUCUGUGAAGACACAUGCAUUUACGUUUGAUCAUGUCUUUCCGCCGCAAGCAACACAAGCCACUGUGUUUACGGAAGUAGCGGAUUUGCUUCAAAGCGUGUUGGAUGGCUACCAUACAACCAUCUUUGCAUACGGUCAAACUGGCUCUGGGAAAACACAUACGUUAGAAGGCAGUGCGAACCUCGAAUGGACGCAAAGCGCCACGUCCAUGCUGGAAGAGGAAGCAGGCUUGAUUCCUCGUGCCAUGCAUAUGCUGUGGAAAGUGGCUGCGGCUCAGCAGAGCCUUGGAUGGAGCUAUACGUUUGAAGCGCAAAUGGUCGAAGUGUACUUGGACCAGGUCGGUGACUUGCUCAGCGCCGAGACCAAAUGUGAAAUUCGGCAUACCCCGACGCAUACACACAUUGACAAGGCCGUGGUAGCACCGUUGCACAGUCCGGAGGAUGUGUACCAACUCUUGUCCCAAGCCAAGCAACGACGGCAUGCGGCUGCGACGCGGAUGAACGAACGGUCUAGUCGCAGUCAUAGUAUAUUUGCUCUCCGGGUGCGUGGCACUCACACCGAGGGGGAGAAAACCGAUGCUGUGCUCAAUCUCGUCGACUUGGCAGGUUCAGAGCGACUUGCAACCAGUGGUUCUGGAUCAGAUGCCCAGCGAUUGAAGGAGGCACAGAGCAUUAACAAAUCGUUGAGCAGUCUGGCUGACGUUAUCGGCGCCUUGGCGACAAAUGCGAAGCAUGUGCCCUAUCGCAAUUCCACCCUGACGUGGCUCCUUAAACCCUCGUUGAGUCGCGGGUCCAAGACCUAA